Drosophila erecta is the source of this 2684-nucleotide messenger RNA. Its product is annotated as mucin-5AC. Gene Ontology annotation, molecular function: chitin binding. Gene Ontology annotation, cellular component: extracellular region. The transcript has 3 exons. The coding region runs from base 9 to 2684 and encodes 891 amino acids. Lineage: Eukaryota; Metazoa; Arthropoda; Insecta; Diptera; Drosophilidae. The record is from RefSeq and is a predicted model, not a curated record.
AGCGUUAAAUGACAGUAGCUUCUCAGCCUGAAGAACGUAAGCUUAAACCAACUGCAGACAUGAGGAAUAUAUACGCUUUUGCCCUGCUGCUUAUUGCAGUUUUUGCAAGCACCACCAGCGGUGCCAGCGUUUCCGACCUUCUGUGUCGCAACAAGGCCAACGGUAUUCGGGCUCUGGUACCCGGCAGUUGCUCCAGGUUCUAUGAGUGCCAAAAUGGCGUUGCCCAGGAAUACUCCUGUGCCAAUUUCUACGACUUUAAGAUCCGCAGCUGCGUAACAUAUAACCCUGGUUGCGUCGAGGGCGUUGUCGUUGAGCCGGAGGUCCAGAAAUCCGUCCGUGAUACUGCCCAACCCUGCAAUGGAGCGACAACCACUCCACCACCUUGUGAUACCGCCGCAACUACUAAAACUACAACAACUUGUAGCCCAACAACAGCCACAACGAAGACAACAACAUGUACCCCAACAACAACUACGACCACAACAACGACGACCACAACUACUACAACCACCACAACAACCACAACUACUACAACCACAACAACCACCACAACUACUACAACCACCACAACUACAACCACUACGACGACAACAACUUGUACCACAACAACGACGACCACGACAACGACAACAACAACUACUACAACCACAACCACCACAACUACUACAACCACAACCACCACAACUACUACAACCACCACAACUACUACAACCACAACCACCACAACUACUACAACCACAACCACCACAACUACGACAACAACUUGUACCACAACAACAACGACGACCACGACAACGACAACCACAACCACUACAACCACAACCACUACAACCACAACCACUACUACAACCACAACAACUACUACAACAACCACAACCACCACAACUACUACAACCACUACGACGACAACAACUUGUACCACAACAACAACGACAACCACGACAACGACAACAACAACUACUACAACCACAACCACCACAACUACUACAACCACAACCACCACAACUACUACAACCACAACUACGACAACAACUUGUACCACAACGACAACCACAACCACUACAACCACAACCACUACAACCACCACAACUACUACAACCACAACAACUACUACAACAACAACCACAACCACCACAACCACCACAACUACUACAACCACUACGACGACAACAACUUGUACCACAACAACAACGACGACCACGACAACGACAACAACAACUACUACAACCACAACCACCACAACUACUACGACCACAACCACAACCACCACAACUACGACAACAACUUGUACCACAACAACAACGACGACCACGACCACGACAACCACAACUACUACAACCACAACAACUACUACAACCACCACAACUACUACAACCACAACAACUACUACAACCACCACAACUACUACAACCACAACCACCACAACUACGACAACAACUUGUACCACAACAACAACGACGACCACGACCACCACAACCACAACCACCACAACCACCACAACUACUACAACCACUACGACGACAACAACUUGUACCACAACAACAACUACCACCACUACAACGACAACAACAACUACUACAACCACUACGACGACAACAACUUGUACCACAACAACAACUACCACCACUACAACGACAACAACAACUACUACAACCACAACGACCACAACUACUACAACCACAACUACGACAACAACUUGUACCACAACAACGACAACCACAACAACGACAACCACAACAACAACUACCACCACAACAACCACUACAACCACAACCACUACAACAACAACCACUACGACUACAACUUGCACAACUACUACGACGACCACAACAACGACAACCACAACUACGACGACCACGACUACUACAACCACCACAACUACGACAACAACUUGUACCACAACAACGACAACCACAACAACAACUACCACCACAACAACCACUACAACCACAACCACUACAACAACAACCACUACGACUACAACUUGCACAACUACUACGACGACCACAACAACGACAACCACAACUACGACGACCACGACUACUACAACCACCACAACUACGACAACAACUUGUACCACAACAACAACAACAACGACGACCACGACCACGACAACCACAACCACCACAACUACUACAACCACUACGACGACAACAACUUGUACCACACCGACAACUACGACCACAACUACUACAACCACAACCACUACGACGACAACAACUUGUACCACAACAACGACAACCAAAACAACAACUACCACCACAACAACCACAAAGACCACAACUACUACAACAACAACCACUACGACUACAACUUGCAAAACUAGUCCUACUACCACUACAAAAUGCCCAGAAACCGCUCCGACAACUAUUUGCCCCACUAAAUUAAAGGCGGUGGCUGCCACCCAAUCGAAGCAAAAUCCCGUCCGCCGAAACCCCGUCCAUCGCCUACUUUGGGAAGCGGCCGAAUGGGCCGGUCUGUCGUCCCCUAGUUCGGAGGCUCAGAUUAAGGUUUCGUGCUUGGGCAAACCCGACGGAUUCCUGAUGGCAUCUCCCGAGCGAUGCAACGACUACUAUAUCUGUCGGCACCAGCGUGCCCUGAAGGUCAGCUGUGGUGACAGGUACUUCAAUGGACUGAAGGGCAUUUGCGAUCUCCCCGAAAACACCAGCUGUGUUCAGUCAUAA